AUGUACAAUUCGAAUGAGAAUUAUAGUUAUUCUCAAUAUGAAGCAUCAUUUCCUAUGUCCCAACAUUUCCAGCAGUCACAAGGUGAUGGGUCAUUUCCGAACUUCAGUAGUUCAUAUUGGUCUCGAGCUGCAUCGGUUGAGCGGGAUAAUGACAAUAACGAAGAAGAAGAUAAAGGGUCAAGGAAAUUAUGGAGGCCAUGUGAAGAAGAGGUUCUCGUGAAGGCGUGGCUAACAAUAAGCCAAAAUAAAGGUAGUAAUACUAAACAAACAACAAGUAUCUUCUGGACAAAAAUUACUAAAAUAUUUAAGGAAGUUAAAUGUUAUAGAGAUCGAUGCUGGGAAGAAGGAGUUGAAAGUUUCAAGGAGUCUGAUAUCUUACCAUUUGACAGAGAGUUGGGUCAAAUACAAAGCCAAUGGAAAAGAAUACAUGCAAAAGUAUCCAAAUUUGUUGGUGCAUAUGCUCAUGCAGAGUCUCGUCGGAAAAGUGGUGAGUCUGAUGACGACGUCAUGAAAACUGCAUUUGCAAUCUACAAAAAGGAUAAUAAAACAGACUUCAAUAAGCUUCACUGUUGGGAAAUUUUAAGGCUUAAUGAUGUAUGGAAGCCUAUGGGAGAUACUGUCAAAGCUUGCAAAAAGAAGACAGUUAAUCAAGAAAGUGGCUCAAAGAGGUGGAGGAUCAAUGAAACUGGCAACUACUCCACUUCAAGUGAGCCAAAUACGCCAAGCAGUGGAGACCCAACUACUCCAAACGACGGAUUCACCAAAAAUAAAGGCAAGGGAAAAGUUUUGAACAUGCCUGCAGAAGCCUUUCAAGAGUGA
Messenger RNA from Beta vulgaris subsp. vulgaris (sugar beet), 819 nucleotides. RefSeq names its product glutathione S-transferase T3-like. Lineage: Eukaryota; Viridiplantae; Streptophyta; Magnoliopsida; Caryophyllales; Amaranthaceae. Bases 1 to 819 code for a protein of 272 amino acids. The record is from RefSeq and is a predicted model, not a curated record. The transcript has a single exon.